Molecule: messenger RNA, 345 nt
Organism: Odocoileus virginianus texanus
Lineage: Eukaryota; Metazoa; Chordata; Mammalia; Artiodactyla; Cervidae
Source: RefSeq, a predicted model, not a curated record
GCGGAGGGUUGGCCGGAAGGCGGAAGUGCAGAGAAUUCCGGUCGGCGUGAGCAUCGUGCGUUACUUGAAUUCCUGUGUUUUCGCAGGUAAAAUAUGGCUAAAAGUUUACGGAGCAAGUGGAAAAGGAAGAUGCGUGCUGAAAAGAGAAAAAAGAAUGCCCCAAAGGAGCUCAGCAGACUUAAAAGUAUUCUUAAAAUAGAUGGUGAUGUUUUAAUGAAAGAUGUUCAAGAGAUAGCAACUGUGGUGGAACCCAAACAUUGUCAAGAGAAAACGCAGUGUGUGGUGAAAGAUGAAACAGGUGAGAUUGUGUUUUUUAAAAAAUUUUUUUAACAUUAUAUCAAACUU